AGCAAGACCAGCACAAACAGCCAAACAGCAAACGGCAAAGGGUACGGCACAGAUGCCAUCCUAGCGCCGUCUUUUAUCAUUCGGUGCAGUCCUCAUCUGUAAAGUUUAGAACCAUGGCAAAGCAGGGCCGUCGCUCGCGCGAUACGCAGAGCAAUUCAAGCAGGGCAUCUCCAGAGGCAGCGCCAAUAGAGACAGCUGCAACGAGUAGACGCACAACGCGUGCCAAUUCCAUCAAUAGCACUCGUUCGCAAUCCGCAGCUGCCAUGUCUGGCUCAGAGUCGGAUGAACAAGCCUUCCCUAGAGCUGCGUCUCGAAAGUUGGCAGGCAAGCGCAUAGCGAGUGACGGCAAUGGCAGGGCUACCAAGAAGGCUCGUAUCAUGGUGCGAAAAUCUUCAAGGCAACAGGACGAUGCAGAUUACGCAGAGGAAACUCAGGAGGAAGAGGAUGAAUUGAGCCGCACCAAUUCGCCGGCGAAUGUCAAGCAGGUCAAGUCGCGAUCAUUUACACCCGUCACUACAAAGAAACGCGAGCAGCCUGUCUACUUGUCUGACUACUCUGAAGAGUGGGAAGAGCGGCACUGGGACAUUUGCGAAGCGUGUCGUUUAGGGACCACAAAGAAACUCAUCUACUGUCAAGGCUGUGCAGUUGCUCUGCAUCAGGAAUGCAUCUCUGCCGAUAAGAAACACAACAUUGUGCGCAUUGAUACCGAUGCAUGGGUGCUACAAUGCCGUCACUGCGUGAGCAAGGCCGACAAGCCGAGCAGCAAUCGAUCGUACAUCACCGGCAAGGUUGGACCAGCAUGUCAGCCUCUCAUGGCUCCCAAAUCAAAAUGGCAACCACCCAAAGAAGGCCAUGUCGUUUCGGACCCUGAGCAAGCGGCACGCGAUGCAGACGCUGCGCGCGUAUUGCAGGAAAGGGCAGAUUUGCGCAGCAUGAUUCAUAUCCCUGAGAACGUCAUGUUUCGAUGCACACGAUGCUUACGUCCAGCCUUGUAUGAGGACUUGCCAGCAGAUGACGGGACGGAUGGCGACCCCUCACAGUGCCUUGAAUGCAAUCUUUAUGCAAAACAACGCAUUCAUCUCGUCCUUGGCUGGCGAGAACUCGGCGAAGAGCGAUUAGAGACGCUGGAAAUCACGAGAAGUGAAGCACCAUCAGAUUGGUUGCGAGAGUACCUCGUCAAGUGGCAAGAUCAAUCAUUCCGCACAGUCGAAUGGGUGCCUGCUACAUGGCUCGCUGGCGCCGCUUUUGCAAAGAAGCGCAAUUUUGAUCAGAAAGAGCUGGAACCUAUCAGGGAUAUUGCAGAUGUUGUGCUCGAUGACUGGACCAAAGUCGACGUCGUGCUCGAUUGUGAGUAUGAAGAGCACAAGCGCUUUGACGAGAUGGGCUUUGAGAGCGAAGAGGAAGCCUUUGCUGCAAUACACAAAGUCAGUCGCAUGUAUGUCAAGUGGCAGCAAGUGCAGUACGAGGAUGUCUGCUGGGAUGAGCCGCCAAGUGAGGCCAUGGACACUGAAGGAAUUGAACGAGAUCGCUGGACUGCCUUUGAGCGUGGCUAUCGCGAUUGGGUGCGAGGCUUCUAUGUCAUGGUUGACAAACAACAUGCAGUCAAGUCUGCCAAGCUCAACGACUUUCAAUUUGUGCGCCUCGAAAAGAAGAAGCAACCUAAGAAUCUUGUCGGUGGCGAGCUCAUGCCAUACCAGAUGGAAGGGCUCAAUUGGCUUUACUACCAGUACUUUCGACGCCAUCCAGCAAUUCUCGCAGAUGAAAUGGGACUCGGCAAGACCAUCCAAAUCAUCUCCUUCCUCAGUGUUUUGCACAGCGACUGGGCGAUCGGCCCUUUUCUUAUUGUCGCCCCCAACUCUACCAUCAGCAAUUGGAAGCGCGAAUUCCAAAAAUGGGCACCUCACAUGCGAGUCGCAGCUUACUAUGGCACAUCUGCAAGCCGGACUGUUGUUCGUGAUUUCGAGAUUGUGCACAAUGACACGUCAGGCAGGCCACUGAAAGUGCAUGCGCUCAUCACAAGCUACAAUACCAUCGAGCAAGAUGCGGCAUUUUUGAAGAAGUACACAUGGGCUUGUCUUGUUGUGGAUGAAGGUCAACGUCUCAAGAACGAUGAGAGUAUUCUGUUUAAGCUGUUGUCAGAGUUCCGCGUCAAUCAGCGUGUCUUGCUCACUGGCACGCCGUUGCAGAACAACACAAAGGAAUUGUUCAACCUACUCCAGUUCCUGGACCCCGACAAGAUGGAUGCAGCGACGCUAGAAGCACAUUACGAUAUUGAGAAGCAAGAGUCUCUUUCCGAGCUGCAUCAAAUGCUGCAACCCUACUUCCUACGACGUACAAAGACACAGGUGCUCAAGUUCUUGCCGCCCAAGAAUGAAGUCAUUGUACCGGUGACAAUGAGCGCGUUGCAAAAGGAGCUAUACAAGACCAUUCUCAGCAAAAAUGCAGAGCUCAUGCGGCUUGUCAUGUCUCGUUCUUCUUCAGGCAAGCCAAUCCAGAACUACAAUAACACGUCGCUCGGCAAUGUACUGCAACAGAUUCGCAAAAUACUGUCGCAUCCUUUCAUUUAUUCGCCAGACAUCGAAGAAAAGGUGGACGAUGAAGCAGUCUCGCUUACGAACCUUACAAACGCAUGUGCCAAGCUUCAGCUACUUAAAGUCUUGCUACCACUGCUCAAGGCGAAAGGUCACCGAGUGCUCAUCUUUUGUCAAUUCAUCAUGAUGCUUGAUAUCUUGGAAGAUUGGCUGGUCGCUACUGGUAUUCAGCAUGCACGCAUCGAUGGCAAUACGCCGUCGCCUGAACGUCAAGAAGCCAUCGAUAAGUUCAAUGCACCCGAAUCAGAGCUGACUUGCUUCUUACUAAGUACACGAGCUGGUGGUGUUGGUAUCAAUCUCGCCACAGCCGACACAGUCAUCAUUUACGACGCCGACUUCAACCCUCAUCAAGAUUUGCAGGCUGUUGCGCGUGCGCAUCGAAUUGGUCAGAAGUCCAAGGUUGUUGUCUUCACGCUCGUUACGCGGAAUACCGCUGAGGAGAAGAUUCUGCAAAUUGGUCGUAAGAAGAUGGUACUCGAUCAGCUCAUUAUUGAAAACAUGGCGACCAAGGAAGAGAAUGUGCCUUACCAGGAAAUUUUGUCCUUUGGUGCAGCUGCGCUUUUUGAGGAGGAAGCCAAGAAUGAGCUUGUCUAUGAUACAGCUACUGUCACGAAUUUAAUUGAAAGCUCGUAUGCGGAUGUCCCUGUUGUUGAGGAAGAAGCAGACGACAAGAAGGAUUCCUUUGGUUUUGCCAAAGUUUGGGCAGGCGAUGCCCUCGCUGAUGAUGAUCUCGGUGAAACGGAGGGUAAAGAGGCGACGGAUGAUUUGUGGGCCAAGAUUCUUGCUCAACGUGCUGCUGAAGCCAAGGCGGAAGCUGACAAGAAGUCUGCUGAAUUCUCAAAGGGCCGAAAGCGCACUGUCAAGGAUUACAGUGAGGCUGCUCAAGGCAAAUCAAUUGAAAUGAUGGCAAAGGGUAAGAAGAAGACUGCAGUGGGUGGACUUGUGGUGGGCGACAAAGCAGGCUCAGCGACAGUCACACGAGAGUCGACGCCUGAAAAGCCUGAAGAAGCCGUGGCUGAGCCUGAAGUGGAAGAUUGGUACAGUUCGGAUUAUGUCUCUGAAGGCGAUGAUGACGAAGACUAUGAAAGAGAGGCUGUCCCGCCUGAACAAGUUGCACUGGAGGCUACUGCUUUAGCAGCAGAAGGCGGAACGACUGCUGCAAAUGGCACCGCUGGUUCAGCGACUCAGGCGAGUGUUGCGCCGCGCCUUUUGAGGCCAUGUAAAGUAUGUGAUGCUAUUCACGCUGGUGGUCAAUGCCAGCUACGCAACAUCCCCAUUGAGGUGUGCUCUUUGUGCAACACGCCUCAUUUUUCCGGUGGUCGGACACACGCCUCUCAGCAGUGUCCAGUCUUCUCUGAUAUCUCUGCAAUGCGCAGGAUUCUCGAGGAUCUGAGGUCUUCCAAUGAGCCAGCUGCGGUUGUGGAUAAAGCUACCACGUAUAUCCGAGGAGCUAUUGGGCAAGUCACGAGGCAGGAGCGUGAUCGAGUACACAAGGAGUUGCAGCAACAAAAAGCCGCACAGGCUCUUAAACCGCAAGCAGGCGUGUCAUCGGCUAGUCCAUUGACGCAAACUCAGCCAACCACUACAUCGACCACUCCAGCUACUGUGGGUGUGCCUGUACAAGCCCAAGGUAAUGCUCCACAGAUCGCUCAACCCCAGCCUGUCAUCAUACAGACUCAACCUGCAGUACUUGCACAGCAACAGACCCCUGUGGACGUUGCCCCGGCAUCGGUCGUUCAGCAACCAAACCCUGUGGCCAGUCCUCCCCCACCUCCACCCGUGCAACAACCAAAGCAGCCGCACACUGUAUCGCAACUUUUCCAGCAAUCUGCGGCAGGUCCUUCAAUUCCGCUUGUUGUCGCACAACAGCCAGCAAUGGUUGCGCCUGCACAAACAAUGCCGCCCUUCCCAAAAACGCAGUCUACCACGAGUCUUGGGAUAGGUCCAGUCCAGCUACCAUUCAAAACGGGACCAUUGCAGCCUUCAUUACCGCCUGCUCGGACGCAUCCAUUCACACAGUCUAGCGGACAGUCUAGUGGACAAACCAUGCCUGUUCCUGGAGCAAGUCAGACUGUCGCGCGUCCGUCGAGUGUGCAAGCAUUAUUGGAAGCCGCGAUGCGCAGACCACCUGCAACGAAGGAGCCAUGAGAUACUCAUUUCAAUGACGUUACUUG
This is a messenger RNA of Protomyces lactucae-debilis, 4765 nucleotides long. Its product is annotated as P-loop containing nucleoside triphosphate hydrolase protein. Gene Ontology annotation, molecular function: DNA binding; histone binding; ATP-dependent chromatin remodeler activity. The record is from RefSeq and is a predicted model, not a curated record. Gene Ontology annotation, cellular component: nucleus; chromatin. The transcript has 2 exons. Bases 114 to 4739 code for a protein of 1541 amino acids. Gene Ontology annotation, biological process: chromatin remodeling; negative regulation of transcription by RNA polymerase II. Lineage: Eukaryota; Fungi; Ascomycota; Taphrinomycetes; Taphrinales; Protomycetaceae.